GUCAAGUGCGCACCCUGCGUAAGCGCGCACGACAUCGCGCAGUGCACUACAGAGCGUUCAUCUCUCUCUCUAAACUCAGCGCGUAACCAUCACACACGCACUGGCAGUUUGGCAUUGCGCUUCGGAGCAGACUGGCACCGACGGGCAGGUCUAAGGACCUGGGGGAUACUGGUACUCUCUCCUCGUUCAUUCGCACCCACACUACUCCACGCGCGUGCUAUCGUGGCAGUACAGAAGCCCAACAAUCAGACAGCUGUCGACUUCAUGUCCGAGUCGCGCGCUACAUCACCAAUGCCGGGAUACGGUGCGCGCAGUCAGAUCUCCAGCGUGAGGACGCACGGCGAGUAUGUGAAGUAGUGACCGCAAGAAUGGACCGAAGGAAGUACUUCACCCUUCUGCUGCUUGUUUUUCACCUUCAACGCGCGUUCGGAGAGUUUUUUCCAGGCAACUGUUCGUUUGAAGAGCACUACAGUAAUUGCGGCUACAGCGUGGCGUUGGGGACUAAUGGCUUCGCCUGGGAGCAAGUCAACACCUGGGAGAGACCCUCCAUGGAUGCCGCGGUUCCCACAGGUUCCUUUAUGAUUGUCAACGCCUCUGGUCGUGCAUCGGGUCAGAAGGCUCACCUGCUCCUCCCCACAUUAAAAGAAAAUGACACCCACUGCAUCGAUUUCCACUACUCCCUGUCCAGCCGGGAUGGGACGAGUCCCGGAACCCUCAACGUCUAUAUAAAGGUGGACGGGGGUCCGCAGGGGAACCCCAUCUGGAACGCCUCGGCUCCAGUCACUGAAGGUUGGGUGAAAGCCGAACUGGCCAUCAGUACCUUUUGGCCCAACUCUUACCAGGUGAUAUUUGAGGCAGUGUCUGUUCAGGGGCAUCCUGGAUUCAUCGCUGUGGACGAGAUACAUGUUUUGGCCCACCCUUGCCGCAAGACGCCGCAUUUUCUGCGGCUGCAGAAUGUGGAGGUGAACGUGGGGCAGAACGCUACCUUCCAGUGUAUUGCUGGAGGCAAAUGGUCACAGCACGACAAACUCUGGCUUCAGCAAUGGAACGGCAAGGACACAUCUCUCAUGGUGACCCGUGUUGUGAACCAUCGGCGGUUCUCGGCCACCGUCAGUGUCACGGACACAUCACAGCGGAGUACCAGUCGCUAUCGCUGCGUCAUACGCUCCGACGGGGGCUCUGGGGUUUCGAACUACGCCGAGCUCAGCGUCAAAGCUCCCCCCACACCCAUCGCUCCCCCGGAACUUCUCGCCGUUGGCGCCACUUACCUAUGGAUCAAGCCAAAUGCCAACUCCAUCAUUGGUGACGGGCCCAUCAUCCUUAAAGAAGUGGAGUACCGCACCACCACAGGAAACUGGGCCGAGACGCACGUCGUAGACGCGCCAACUUACAAACUCUGGCAUUUGGACCCAGAUGUGGAAUAUGAGAUUAAGGUCCUGCUGACCCGGCCUGGUGAAGGGGGCACGGGACCCCCGGGGCCACCCCUUAUCACUCGGACCAAGUGUGCUGAUCCAGUCAACGGUCCGCAAAACGUCAACGUGGUGGACAUCCGCGCGCGUCAGCUGACCCUGCAGUGGGAGACCUUCGGGUAUGCGGUGACCCGCUGUCACAGCUUUAACCUGACCGUUCAGUACCAGUACGUCUUCAACCAGCAAGAGUUUGUAGCUGAAGAGCUCAUUCCAACAUCUUCUCAUUACACGCUGAGGGGACUCAGGCCUUUUGUGACGGUCAGACUGCGUUUGGUGCUGGCCAAUCCUGAGGGCAGUAAGGAAAGCGAGGAGAUCGUCAAACAGACAGAAGAAGACGUUCCCGGCCCCAUUCCAAUGGAAUCUAUUCAGACGGGCCCAUACGAGGAGAAGAUCUUCAUGCAGUGGAAAGCCCCCAACGAAACCAAUGGGGUCAUCACUCUAUAUGAGAUCACCUAUAAGGCUCUCAGCUCUCUGGACCCCACUGCGGACUUGACAACACAACGCGGCCGUGUCUUCAAACUUCAAAACGAGACUCAUCAUCUCUUUGUGGGCUUGUAUCCAGGCACCACCUACUACUUCACUCUGAAGGCCAGCACGAAUAAAGGCUUCGGCCCACCUGUGACCACACGAAUAGCCACCAAGAUUGCAGCUCCAUCUAUGCCGGAGUACGAGACCGAUUCGCCACUCAAUGAGACUGACACGACGAUCACUGUCCUCUUAAAACCCGCCCAAUCACGAGGAGCUCCAGUCAGUGCCUAUCAAGUUGUGGUUCAAGAGCAACGCAAGCAGAAAGUUCGUCGAGCCACUGACGUGUUGGAAUGUUUUCCGGUUCCAGUCAGCUUCAGAAACGCUUCCAUCUUGGAUUCACCGCACUACUUUGCGGCCGAACUCCCUCCGGUUAGCCUCGCCGUGGUACAACCCUUUACUAUAGGAGACAACAAGACGUAUAACGGUUACUGGAACGCUCCACUGUCACCAGCCAAGAGCUACAGCAUUUACUUUCAGGCCAUGAGCAAAGCCAACGGGGAAACCAAAAUCAACUGUGUGAGACUAGCUACCAAAGUGGUAAUAGGUAGGGGACAAAAUACCACGCCCUACAUUCUUGUAAUUCCCAGUGAAGGUGCAUCUACCCAGAAUUCCAAUGACACAGAGCCUGAAAAGCAGGUGGAUAGCACAGUGAAGAUGGCAGGUGUCAUUGCUGGAAUCCUUAUGUUCGUCAUCAUUCUUCUGGGCGUUCUCCUCACCUUCAAACGCAGAGAAAUCCACACCUGGAGAACUCUAAGUGUGGGAAAAAAUGAUAACGGGCGGGUUUGGAACCACAUGGGAAGAAAUGCGUAUUCCUAUUCGUAUUACCUGAAACUGGCUAAAAAGCACAAGGAGACGGCCAGCAGCAGUACGCAGAGGGAGAUGGGGCCCGUCGGCACGGCAGAUAAAAGCACAGGAAAAGUCAGCACUCUCCAUAAGGACGAUCCGUUCUCCACCAGCAGCCAGGACCUCAACGGAUUCUCAUCCUCCUCUCCGUGUUCCUUCUCCAUUCAGGGUAAAGCCCUGCAGAGUAAAACGCUCAUCAACUCGUAUUACUCAGUUUCUAAGGAGCCCGUUCCUGCCACGACAUCCAUAGAUGGCAGCCAUAGUGAGAUGUCCCAGCCCUCCAUGACCAUCCAGACGUACCCAUAUGGAGGCUGUGAGUCCGUGGAAAUGUCCUACCAGGCCGGUCAGUUCCAGCCGGCAAUACGAGUGGCGGAUUUGCUUCAACACAUCACCCAGAUGAAAUGCGGCCAGGGUUAUGGGUUUAAAGAAGAAUAUGAGGGUCUGGCUGAGGGACAGACGGCCCCGUGGGAAACCGCCAAGAAGGAUGAGAACCGUAACAAGAAUCGCUACGGCAACAUCAUCGCUUACGAGCACACUCGUGUCCGGCUGCAACCGCUGGAGGGAGACCCCCAUUCGGACUACAUAAACGCCAACUACAUAGAUGGCUACCACAGACAGAGGCACUACAUAGCCACACAAGGCCCCAUGCAGGAAACAGUGAGGGAUUUUUGGAGGAUGAUUUGGCAGGAGAAUUCUGCCAGUAUCGUCAUGGUAACCAACCUGGUGGAAGUGGGCAGGGUGAAAUGUGUGCGCUACUGGCCGGACGAGACGGAGGUGUACGGCGACAUCAAAGUGACGUUGAUCGAGACGGAGCCUCUUGCAGAAUAUGUGAUCAGAACCUUUACUGUCCAGAAGAAGGGCCAUCACGAGAUGCGCGAAAUCCGGCAGUUUCAUUUCACCAGCUGGCCUGACCACGGCGUUCCCUGCUACGCCACCGGCCUGCUGGGCUUCAUUCGCCAGGUCAAGUUCCUCAAUCCUCCAGACGCCGGGCCCAUCGUGGUCCACUGCAGUGCUGGGGCCGGCAGAACGGGCUGUUUCAUUGCUGUGGAUAUUAUGCUGGACAUGGCAGAGAGUGAAGGUGUGGUGGACAUCUUUAACUGUAUCAGAGAGCUGCGAUCACAAAGAGUUAACAUGGUUCAGACCGAGGAGCAGUAUGUGUUUGUGCAUGACGCCAUCUUGGAAGCGUGUUUGUGUGGGAACACGGCAAUCCCAGUGUGUGACUUCAGAGCCAUUUACUACAACAUCAGCAGACUGGACUCUCAGACCAACUCCAGUCAGAUCAAAGACGAGUUUCAGACUCUGAAUAUAGUGACCCCGCGUGUUCGCCCGGAGGACUGCAGCGUGGGACUGCUCCCGCGUAACCACGAUAAAAACCGCAGCAUGGACGUCCUCGCCGUGGAUCGCUGUCUGCCUUUCCUCAUCUCGGUUGAUGGCGAGUCGAGCAAUUACAUAAACGCAGCGCUAAUGGAUAGCCACAAACAGCCGGCGGCCUUCAUUGUAACGCAGCACCCGCUUCCCAACACAGUGGCAGAUUUCUGGAGGCUGGUGUUCGACUACAACUGCUCCUCCAUCGUGAUGCUGAAUGAAAUGGAUGCUGCGCAGCUCUGCAUGCAGUAUUGGCCCGAGAAAGGUUCCUGCUGCUACGGCCCCAUUCAAGUUGAGUUCAUAUCUGCCGACAUCGAUGAAGAUAUUAUCAAUCGCAUCUUCAGGAUCUGCAACAUGGCACGGCCUCAAGACGGCUACCGGCUGGUCCAGCAUUUCCAGUUCAUUGGUUGGCCAGCGUACAGGGACACUCCGCUGUCCAAGCGCUCCAUCCUGCAGCUGGUCAGACGAUUGGCCAAAUGGCAGGAGCAGUAUGAUGGAGGAGAUGGACGCACGGUGGUCCACUGCCUGACUGGUGGAGGACGCAGCGGGACUUUCUGUGCCAUCUGUAGCAUCUGUGAGAUGAUCCAGCAACAGAACAUUGUGGACGUGUUCCACACAGUGAAGACGCUGAGAAACAACAAAGCCAACAUGGUGGAGACGAUGGAGCAGUACAAAUUCUGUUAUGAGGUGGCUCUGGAGAGCUUGAACGGCUUCUAAACACAUGAAAGGUGAAGACGAGAGAAAAACAAGGCAGGCAAUCUUCUCUUCCUCGGAACGACAUCUCAUCUCAACACGGACUCGCCUCUCCUCUGAGCUUCUGUGAUGAGAAACAAGCUCAGCCCUCGACUCGGGGUUCGCUGUAAAAUACUGUAUAAAUAAAACGAAACGUUCUUCGCCAUUUCUUUCUUCUGUCAAUGUCCAGUAUCCUGGGCCGUGAAGUGAAUCUUGUACAGGUUUUCCUUUCUUUUUAGCUAUACGCCUUGAAUGUUUCCCAUCCGUGUAAGGAACAACGGUGAUAACAAAAGGUUCUUUCUACGUGCCAGCUGGGAUUAACCAAAUAGACUUUCCCUGAGCUAUGUACAGAUUUAAAGAAAAUAAAAAGACAAAAACAAGAAAGCUUAAGCGAAUUUGUGGAGAAACGUGAGGACGGAUAUUUUUGUUAUUCUGAUGGUUUCGUGGUUCCUUUCUUUGACGCAUUUGUCCGUCCGCCUGCAGUCUCUCACACGUGUGCAGUUUGCUACAGAACAUACAGAUAUCUGUUCAUUGGAAAGUUGGAAUCUUGGGGUAAUAUUUGUUCGGUUGAUAUUUCUGUCUCUUUUCUUUCAGUGUUGCUUCUUUCUAUAAACGGCCGAUGCCAUGUUGAAUUUAGUUUUCUUGGUAUGGGCAGUGAAUGAGGAUUUAAAGUAUUUUCUAGUUUGUCAUUUGCACUUUACAUGUGUUACGCCUCCAAAGGAAAAUUUUAUGAAAGCUGUGGAGAAAUAUCCGGGUCAUAUUUCAGGUGAAAAGAGAAAUAAAUAUUUCGCAUAAAGCAAGGAAAGGAUCAUUAAGAUUUUGACAUGACAAUAAAGAACAUGUAAACCCUCCUUUUAUCAGAGCUUACUGUAAUGUAAAAAUAAUAUAUUAUUUAAGUGAUUCAAAAGUACAUUUGAAAGCUUAUGUAUGAACAUGAUACUAUUUAAUGAAUUUAAUUUUCAAAAAUUCAAAGAGAAUGGUUUUCAUUAUAUCCUAAUAAUGGAAAUGAGAUUCUAGAAUUAGAUCAUUGUAAUGAGAAUAUGUAAAGAAACCUUAAUUCGUGAGUCGUAAAAAUAACCAGUCCCAGUUUUCUUUAUGCAAAAUAUACAUUUAUUAAUUUUUUUUCUAUCGAUUUUAGACUGAAACAUGACCUGGACACGCUCUUGAGAUUCACCCUGAAUCUUUGUGUUUGUAAAUCCUCUUGCGUCGUCCGAUUUGAUUUAAAGUGCCAUAUUCUCAUGUUCAAUGAAACACUUGAAAAACUGCCACCAAACCACAGAUGGGAUGCAUGUCAGAAACAUGCACACAACUCUUUUGACCAAUAAAACAGCUGGCAUCAAUACAACUUUACCAGUGUUUGGUUGCAGGAACUCCAUACGCUUUUUAAACAGACUUCGACUGAUCAGCAGUGUUUUUCAAUGUGAUAAAAAUGCAAGAAAUUUGAGUUGUAAAUUCAAGACUUUUGCACGAAAACUGUGACUUGACUGUGAUUUCUGCUUCUUGAACUGCUGAAACAUGUAUUUGCAAGAAUAUAUGUUGUUUAGAAUAUCUUUAAAAAAAACAGCCGUUACACAAUGUCUAUUGGACACACAACCAGAGUUUGUAUUCACAAUGAAAGAAAAAGAAAAUACUUGCUAAUUUGUAAUGUAAACAUUUUUUUUUUUGCAAUGUGUUCUUGAUUUUUUUCACUGCCUGUGUUUUGUUUGACCACUUUAUUUUAAUUUAUUUGUACUUUUUUAAACUAUUAUUUAUCAUUUAUUUGUCUAGAGAAGUGGUUUAUGUAGAGCUGGUUAUUUCAUUGGUGGUUCUGUUGCUUGGAAUUGUGAUAACUAAUAAAGGGACCAAAAUGUUGAA
Triplophysa rosa is the source of this 6791-nucleotide messenger RNA. It is a transcript of the gene ptprt, whose product is annotated as protein tyrosine phosphatase receptor type T. Gene Ontology annotation, cellular component: membrane. Gene Ontology annotation, biological process: protein dephosphorylation. Bases 369 to 4922 code for a protein of 1517 amino acids. Lineage: Eukaryota; Metazoa; Chordata; Actinopteri; Cypriniformes; Nemacheilidae. Gene Ontology annotation, molecular function: protein tyrosine phosphatase activity; protein binding. The record is from RefSeq and is a predicted model, not a curated record. The transcript has 36 exons.